UACUAUUUGUACCAAAAUGGCGAAAUCGGUCAGUCUUGUUUCAUGGAAAAUAGGCCAGCAGAAACACAAACUCACAGAGCUUUCCAUACUUCUCUCUAGCUGCUGUAAAAGAAUUAUCAAUCAUCAAAAUCAUGGGAAGCGAUAGAAAAUCCAAACGACACAGUUAUUCCUCACCCUCGGACUCCGAAGCAGAUGAGAGGAAAAGCAAGAGGCACAGAACAGUAGAAGAUGAGGAGAAAAAGAAGAGGAAGUUGGAAAAGAAAGAGAAAAGGAAAGACAAGAAAUCUCUCAAGCAUUCCAAGGAAAAAUCUGAUAAGGACAAGAAGUCGAAAGAGACAUACAAAAGCAAACGUAGUAAAGGAGAUGUCCCGAAGGGAAUCCAAGAGUUGUCCAGUGAUGAUUAUUUUGCCAAGAACAAUGAGUUUGCUACCUGGCUAAAAGAAGAAAAGAAUGUCUUCUUCUCUGACCUUUCGUCCGAGUCAGCACGCGAGAUGUUCUCGGAUUUUGUUAAGGCUUGGAACAAAGGGAAGCUUGAGACGAAUUACUAUGAAGGCAUUGCGAGCGGCCCUCGCACGGCACAUAACUGGAAAAUCAAGAAGUAGAUUUGACGAAACCUGUUUAACCACUCCCUUGAAACUCAGUAAAUAUAGAUGGAUCUCUUCCUGAAUCUGCUGUUCAUGACAUUCCAAAGGAAAGAGGACAAGAGCAGAAAAUUAGUUGAAACAAGAAAAUUUGGUGGAUUUUGGCUUCGAUUAGUUUAAUAGCGGGUAGGUUGUUAUUUUCUCGUGUUUCGAUGAAUUAAUGUCUUACCAAGGAAUAGUAGAUCAAUAUAUGACUCUCUCUUUAUGUAGGGAGCUAUCUAUGCAUAUGUAGCAUUUACCUCAGUAUAGCAAAAUAUUUUAUUUUGUUUUAUAUGAGGAUGUCUCAUCUAUGGCAUAACCCGGAGUAUUUUCCCCCUCAUAAUGUGUAGCACAUUAUCAGUAUUUGUGGAGAAUCCCAACGUUAUUUAC
This is a messenger RNA of Arachis ipaensis, 1010 nucleotides long. It is a transcript of the gene SCI1, whose product is annotated as splicing regulatory glutamine/lysine-rich-like protein. The record is from RefSeq and is a predicted model, not a curated record. Lineage: Eukaryota; Viridiplantae; Streptophyta; Magnoliopsida; Fabales; Fabaceae.